AUGGCGGAAGGAGGUGGAGGAGGCGGUUUGCCUCCGGACAAAGACAGAGAUAAAAGAAGCAUGAACGGAAAUGGCGGAAACAAAAUGGCGGAAGAAGAACCACGUGAAUCAUGUCUGUACACGUCUAGGGAUGCAGCACCGUACCGCGUGUUCAUCGAAAUAAUCGACAGUACGCAACGCAUCAACAAAUUUUCUGUAGGAUCAAUGUUGCGAAAAAUCGAAAAGUACCGAAACCAGAUCACGGAGUUAAAAGGAGAUAAGCAUCAAAACAAUUAUGUCAAGAAGAACUUAACAUACGUGGAAGCUAGAGAGCUGGUGGCUCCGAUCGAAAUGCAAAAUAAGUACGAUGUCUUGGCUAACAUUUCAGAAUUUCCAACGCUACCAAACACGUUCGCGAAAAUGACCGCUGGAAAAUACUCCAUCCGAAAUAACCAGCAAUCCCAGCAGAGGAACUACAACGUCAACAACAAACAGGAUGAAGCAACGUCAGGUAGUCUCAAGAAAGCGGCUAACGAAUCGACUGUAGCAGCAAAAAAAAUGAAACUCGACAAUGAACGACAGCAGCACAUCAGAGAUCGCAAUGCGGAUUCAACAUCACAAGGAGCUGGUCUGAACAAUCCUAUCGCCGUGAGCGAAAAGGAAAAAUGGGACCACAUCAUCAAGAAAGCAAAUGCUGACGCACUGGAAACAGCUAAUCGCAACGUCCGGGGCGAACUCGCGAACUUCUACACGGCUUUGCUUCAAUGCACCGGGGUCACGGAGGAACUACAGGAAAAAAUUAAAGAAUGUUCUAAGAAAUUUCUAAAUCUAGAUAGUAUCAUAGCAUAA
Armigeres subalbatus is the source of this 828-nucleotide messenger RNA. RefSeq lists its product as uncharacterized. Lineage: Eukaryota; Metazoa; Arthropoda; Insecta; Diptera; Culicidae. The record is from RefSeq and is a predicted model, not a curated record. The coding region runs from base 1 to 828 and encodes 275 amino acids. The transcript is spliced from 2 exons.